AUGGAAAGCGAAGAGCUUUCACAGAUGUUUUCAAUACCUGGAGGGCACUGGCAUGAGGUAGAUUUGAGGGUAUGGAACGAGGAGGCGAGAAAGCAAGGUGUUCUAAGUCAACUGGUUCCCUACACAAAGUGGUUGGGAUCACGCUCAUCUUUGCGUUUCAGGUGGCUUUCUGCGCCCAAAUGUGUUUACCAUGUGGACCUCAACACGUGGCCUCAUGGACUUCCUGCCAAGGAGAACUUUGGUUUGGAGCUACGCGUUGAAGAGGAGGGUUUGGUUCAUGCCAUUGUUGCGCGUUGGGCUGUUUUCUCUGGUCCAAGGCGACUCAGCGCAGACAGCCGUUAUUUGGGCCGCGAUUUGACUUGGCCUCAUUAUGUGCAGGUAGUCGCCCAGCCUGACACAGAUCCAGGCCUCUUGGAACCAGUGCCAACAAGCAAAGGCCUUGCCAAGUUGCAGCUGUCGGUGCGUCAUGGUCCAGCAAAGGUCACUGGUGCCGCAGGCCCUGAGUUCACGCUGCGCCUUCAAGCUGGCACAGGUGAUGGGAGAGCAGAGCUGUGA
Messenger RNA from Durusdinium trenchii, 555 nucleotides. The record is from the annotation of a GenBank genome assembly. NCBI's taxonomy places the organism in Eukaryota, Dinophyceae, Suessiales, Symbiodiniaceae.